Exophiala viscosa is the source of this 2052-nucleotide messenger RNA. RefSeq names its product adenosine deaminase. The record is from RefSeq and is a predicted model, not a curated record. Lineage: Eukaryota; Fungi; Ascomycota; Eurotiomycetes; Chaetothyriales; Herpotrichiellaceae. Gene Ontology annotation, biological process: adenosine catabolic process; inosine biosynthetic process. The coding region runs from base 108 to 1934 and encodes 608 amino acids. The transcript has a single exon. Gene Ontology annotation, molecular function: adenosine deaminase activity.
UAUACACUCUCUAACUGCUAGUGGCACACAAGACGUUACUACACAAAUCAUAAGUCGAGUGCAAUCAGGCCGAUUGACCUAACUAGUCACUAGCAUAUCUAAACAGCAUGGCGUCCGAGGACCCGGCAUCCGAGAAUGGUUCCAUUGACUCGGAUCUCGAGUGGGAGUUGGACGAGGGAAUCCCACAGGUUGAGGAUCCUUUCAUCCAACGAUACAUCUCUGGCCGGGAAGCUCUGAUUGCGCAGGAAAAAAAGCAACGUCAUGACUACAUUUUCAAGCGCACAAUGUCGCCCAUGGCAAAGGAGGCUGCCAAAAUUAUGGCUUCAAUCCGUCGACGAGAGCUGAAGGAAGUCUGGACAUCAGAGUUCGAAGAGAGCCUGAUGGACAAAAAUGGGGGCAAUUUGUAUCCUGGUAUGAUGUUCACGCUGGCUCGGGACCGCAUAGAACGGACUGAUCUAUGGAAGAUCCUUGAGAAGAUGCCCAAAGGCGCUCUGCUCCAUGCUCAUCUGGACGCCAUGGUCGACAUUGACUGGCUAAUUGACCAGGCUUUGGCUGAGAAGGGACUCUGUAUCCUGGCACCAGAAGGUCUCAGUGACUCUAAGAAGAGGGAUUUCGGUGCAAUGCAAUUCAGAUUCUAUCCUGAAGAGGAGAUUAAGAAGCAUCAAGGUUCCGGCAGUAUCUGGACCACAAACUACCAAGCCAACACACCUAUCCCUAUCAGGGAGGCGCAGAGAACGUUUCCGGAUGACACCACGUUCAAGAAAUGGUUGACCAGCCGAUGCACUAUCACCGCAGAAGAAUCGUUAUGCCAUCAUCAUGGCCUGGACGCGAUCUGGCGCAAAUUCCAGAGCACAUUCUUGGUAAUCGGGCAGAUGUUAUUUUACGAACCUAUCUUCCGACGAGCUAUGCAACGACUUUUUGGACAAUUAGCAGAUGACGGCGUCAACUAUGUCGAUCUAAGGGCGGCUUUCAAGUUUGAGUUUAGACAGGAGGGUCAGACCAACGGGCCGAUUGAGCGCUUCGACGAAUUCUUUGUGGUCCUGGGAGAAGAGAUUGAGAAAUUCAAGCAGACUGAGGCAGGCAAGAACUUCAAGGGUGCCCGAAUGAUCUGGACCGUCAUCCGAAGGCUGGACAAUCGCUCGGUUGCCAACGCGAUGACGGAGUGUAUACGCAUGAAAAAGAAAUAUCCGCAUCUGGUCUGUGGUUUUGACUUCGUAUCGCAGGAAGAUACAGGCAGGACUCUCAAAGACCUCACGCCGAUGAUCUUCUGGUUCAGGAAAAAAUGUGCCGAAGCUGGUGUGGAUUUACCAUUCUUCUUCCAUGCGGGAGAGUGCUUGGGCGAUGGUGAUAGCACAGACAACAACCUCUUCGAUGCAAUUCUGCUGGGUACACGGCGCAUCGGACAUGGAUAUUCCUUGUACAAACACCCUCUACUCAUCGACAUGGUGAAAGAGAAGAAGAUCUUGGUCGAAAGCUGUCCGAUAUCAAACGAAAUCCUACGAUUAUCAAGCUCCAUCCUAUCGCAUUCCCUACCAGCGUUACUCUCAAGGGGCGUAUCUGUCUCCUUGAACAACGACGAUCCGGCGAUUCUGGGUCACGGCAAGAACGGGUUGAGCCACGACUUUUGGCAAGCAUAUAUGGCCUUUGAGAAUCUCGGGCUCGAAGGUCUUGGCACGAUGGCAGAGAAUUCAUUGAAAUGGUGUGCUAUUGAAGAUCAGAAGUCCGCGGAAUGGACAAAGAGCAUCACUGAUGGAUACAUGGGCAAAGGCACCAAGUCGAAAUUGCUGCGGGAGUGGAGAUCCGAGUUCGAGAAGUGGUGUCAAUUUAUCGUUAUGGAGUAUCCCCUGGAAGCUGAUGAUGAGGAGGAUGAAGAGGACGAAGAUGAGGAAGAUGACGACGAGGACGAGGACGAUGAUGAAGAGGAUGAUGAGUGAAUGUCCGUUGCUGUCUUGAAGGAAAGUCGGAUAGAGUAGAUGAUGCUGUAGUUCAACCCUAUUCAGCAUCUGCGAGCACGUUAGAAUUGGGAGAAAUGAUAAGUUGUUAGUGGGGUGA